AUGAAAUAUGUGCAACUCGGAAACAGCGGUCUUCGCAUUGCCCCAAUUGGUGUCGGAUGCAUGAGUUUUGGGGAUCCCCAGGGCCGUCACAAAUGGUCUAUCCCGGAAGAGCGAGCAUUGCCAGUGCUCAAUCAUUGCUACGAAUCCGGUCUUAACUUCUUUGACACAGCAAACACCUAUUCCAACGGCAUGUCUGAGGAAAUUCUUGGCAAGGCGAUCAAGAAGUACGGAUGGCGCCGGGAAAGUAUUGUGAUCGCAACCAAGGUGUGGGCAGGCGUUGGCCGCGGUUCCGACCAGCCACUGGCUAUGACAGAGGAUGAAAAGGAUAAUGCCGGUUACCUGAAUCAAUAUGGAUUGAGUCGGAAGCAUAUAUUUGAGAGCAUCGAUGCCAGCCUGCAAAGACUCGACCUACCUUACGUCGAUCUGCUGCAGAUCCACCGCUUCGACCCCCGAACCCCCGCUAGGGAAACAAUGGAGGCAUUGCAUGAUAUUGUCAAGUCCGGCAAAGUACGGUAUAUCGGGGCUUCAUCAAUGUGGGCUCAUCAGCUCAUGGAGUACCAGUACACCGCUCGCGUGCAUGGCUGGACAGAGUUCAUUUCAAUGCAAAAUCUUUACAACGCUACAUACAGAGAGGAAGAGAGAGAGAUGUACCCAGCGUGUGCAAAAUUCGGAAUGGGUGGGAUUCCAUGGAGCCCAAUUGCAAUGGGCUUCUUGGCCAGACCCUGGAGUGACUUCUCGAAAACCACACGUGGAGAAACCCAGGGCGUUGGGUUUCUCGGCCAAGCUGCUACGGACGCAGACAAGAAAAUCAACGAGCAGAUUGAGAAGAUUGCCAAGCAACAUGGCAUGUCAAUGGCGACUGUGGCAAUUGCUUGGACCCUUUCUAAAACAUUUAUUUCGGCACCGAUUUUGGGGAUGAGCAAGGAGGAAAGAGUGGAUGAGGCAAUUCAGGCCAUUUUUUUGGAGCUCAGUCCUGCUGAGCUGCAGAGCAUUGAUGAUUUAUAUGAGCCCAAGAAGGUCAUCGGUCACACGUAA
Molecule: messenger RNA, 1035 nt
Organism: Penicillium macrosclerotiorum
Lineage: Eukaryota; Fungi; Ascomycota; Eurotiomycetes; Eurotiales; Aspergillaceae
Product: aldo/keto reductase
Exons: 1
Coding region: 1-1035 (344 amino acids)
Source: RefSeq, a predicted model, not a curated record